Molecule: messenger RNA, 2111 nt
Organism: Cydia fagiglandana
Lineage: Eukaryota; Metazoa; Arthropoda; Insecta; Lepidoptera; Tortricidae
Product: transmembrane protease serine 9-like
Exons: 6
Coding region: 194-991 (265 amino acids)
Biological process (GO): proteolysis
Molecular function (GO): serine-type endopeptidase activity
Source: RefSeq, a predicted model, not a curated record
GUCUCAUUUUGGCAGCUCGUCACAUUCGGCAGUGGGGUGCGCGCGACCAUGGCACGGAGCCGUUCAUUCGCUCCGUGGCCGCGUAGCCGUGAACUUGGCUUCCUGGCCCUGGGCUUAUCGGCGGCGCCGGCGGCCUAUAAUAGCCGGGCUGGCGACUCCCCCCGGUCCCAGAGCCGCCCGAGCCUCCGCCGCCAUGCUCCGUGCCUUGUGUUGCCUCGCCGUCAUCGCCGCAGCCUCCGCCUGCAAGCCCUGCACGUGCGGGGUGGCACGUGGUGCGCGCGUCAUCGGAGGCGGGCCCGCGGCGCCGGGAGAGUUCCCGUGGCUGGCCGCGCUGCGCAAGGACGGCAAGUUCAUCUGCGGAGCCACCGUCGUCGCCGUGGACCACCUGUUGACCGCCUCGCACUGUGUGCAGGGGGUUGAAGCGUCCCGGCUAAACGUGCUUGUGGGAGAGUACGACGUAAACGAGUCGCAGUCGGAAGGUUUCCGCGUGGCGCACGUACUCCAACACCCCGACUUCAACGGCUACACCUACGACAACGACAUCGCCGUGCUGCGCCUGGCCGACCCACUUCCGGACCACCUCUUCCGACCAGUCUGCUUGCCCGAAGACGGAGAUAUCCUCAUUGGCGCCGAUGCCGUCGUAUCUGGAUGGGGCAGCACCGAAGAAAAAGGGCCUACAUCUAACAUACCCAUGAAAGUGGAAGUAAAGAUCUGGGAACAAGAAGAAUGCUCGACAGCAGGGUACGGUCGGCGUAAGGUGACUCCGCGCAUGCUGUGCGCCAACGCGCCCGAGCGGGACUCGUGCACCGGCGACUCGGGCGGGCCGCUCGUGCUGCCGCGCCCGCACCACACCCUAGUCGGCAUAGUAUCGUGGGGGCGCGGCUGCGCGCGGCCGGGGUACCCCGGCGUGUACACGCGCGUCACCCGCUUCCUGCCGUGGCUGAAGGUCGCGCUGCGCCACGCCUGCUCCUGCUCGCCGCCACACUACUGAACCCAGUGAACCCAUCAGCGUUUGCGCAACAGACAUCAUUUCAAGGGCGGCAGCCCUAGAACUGUGCAACUACUGGACGCUAAAAUAUACCUGUGACCAUUGAGCAUUGGUCACUGAAUAGUUUAGUUAAUGUAAGGGUGUCAUUUUGAGGCUCACUGAAAGAUACGGCUGAUGCUCACGACUAGAAUACCUAGGCGUAUUAUUAAACAACACACUAAUCUGACCAUCAGUAUCUACCUAGACCUCAUCUCGUUGCUGUAGGUAUCUAUGGUUUAUGACACAGUUUGUGCUACAGCCCAAAUUGAGCCGUACAAUCCUCAUUUCAUUGACCAAUGGGAUUACUGAAUUUAAAUCCCUACGUUUGCAGCGAUAGGCUAAAUGCGAUGGCCAACUAUAGUGUAUACAACAUUAUUUGCGGUAUUUGACGUCUGUCACUCACAACAGCAAUACUACGUAAAAUGUCUUGCACAUCGAAAUCACAAAGCAAAACAACUGCCGGCCUAGCCAAGGUUACAAUCGCUAUCGCUUCGACAACGAAACGCUUUGUGUCUCUCUAUCACUCUUCCAUAUUAGUGCGACAGUGACAGUUGCGUUUCGAUCGCUACGGAGCGUAAGCGAUUGGCAUUUUGGCUACGCGGCCUGCACUGCAAACGUUUACGUUCUACGUCUUUUUUUUUAAUUUUAGGGUUGGCCGGUCACCAUCGUUAUGAAUCGGUAGUCGUCUAAGUAAAUCGAUAUGAAUUUUUCAUUUUUCUUUUAAUAAAAGUAAGGAAAAGGUGGAUAAUUAACUGUAAGUAUGGAUAUAUUUAUCGUCACCUAACAGACAACAAAUUUCACACAGAAAUAACAUAAAUAAACUUUAAAAUAGAUCCCCAUUUAGUUUAGAUUUUGACGAUGGGUGCGACCUACUCGGUCGGUGUAUCAAAUGCAUUUACCUUGCGGGAAAACCAUAUAAUUCUAGCUUUAUUUAAAUCACAAAUAAAAAUUCAUUAUACGUCACAAUUCGAUACCUCAGUCUACGUGCCAUCCAAUCGUAAUCGCUUGCUGUGACAAUCGAUUUGGGUUAGUUACAUCUCUAUAUACGUCAGUCACAAUGUGUCAAAUAACGCAAAUAAUAUUG